This is a messenger RNA of Postia placenta MAD-698-R-SB12, 492 nucleotides long. RefSeq lists its product as hypothetical. The record is from RefSeq and is a predicted model, not a curated record. Bases 1 to 492 code for a protein of 163 amino acids. The transcript is spliced from 2 exons. NCBI's taxonomy places the organism in Eukaryota, Fungi, Basidiomycota, Agaricomycetes, Polyporales, Adustoporiaceae.
AUGAAAGGCUUCAACGCAGAUAUGGACAAUGCACUCGCAAAAUUCCCAUCUUUGCCUUCCAUGGAAGAGCUGACCAUUAGCCUGACCUUGCAGUCGGCGAACGAGAUAUGGCCGGUGACCCUGCUAUACAAGCUCAUGUCGAGCCGGAUACGUGUGCUCACCAUCGAGUACUGCGAUCCCUGGGUGACCAGUGUUGCGUUUAGUGACGUUCAUUGCUCCUACCUGGACAGCAUGUUGGAAGAAUCGCGUUACCCCUCGCUUGAGAAGGUUCGCUUGGUGGUUCGGGCUGGCGGUAGGGAAUUGUCGGGUAGCGAAAUACGCUCUGAGAUCGCACAGCGGCUCCCGAAUCUAGUCAACCGUCGCGUAGUUCAAAUGGAACUGAUAGAUGACGACGAGAUUGUCCCUUACCAUACAGAAAUCGUUCGACUGGGCGCCAGUGAAGGAGGGACUCCAGAGGCAGAGGUGCAGGUCGUGCCACAAGACGACUCAUAG